Drosophila subobscura is the source of this 2160-nucleotide messenger RNA. RefSeq lists its product as uncharacterized. NCBI's taxonomy places the organism in Eukaryota, Metazoa, Arthropoda, Insecta, Diptera, Drosophilidae. The transcript has 2 exons. The record is from RefSeq and is a predicted model, not a curated record. Bases 1 to 2139 code for a protein of 712 amino acids.
AUGUGGUCAAAUUACCAGAGUGCGAUCUGCCUGCUGCUGCUGCUGCUGCUGCAACGGUUGCUCCUCGUCUACGCCAUCGUGAACCCCGCCAAUGACACGGCCAACACGGUGAUUUAUAUGCUGCCCGCCAAGGACCUGGGCCCCGAGACCUGGCGUGCGGGCGUGGACUGCCUGGACAGCUUUGCGCAAAUCUUCUUCUAUCGGAAUCCCCGGGAACGCUUCACCCGCUCCUACAACCUCAUGCUGACGAAUGCCUUCAACCUGUCCACGCCCGCGGAUCAGAUCCAGGAGGGUUUCCACAAGCUCAUCAAUGAGGCGGUCACCCAGGCGGGUGAGCCGCACCGCUCGGAGCUCUUCCAGCUGCGCGUCAUCUCCGAUCACUUGAUAAACAAGGAAAAGAACAAGAACUUCGGGGAGCUGCUGCUGGCCGACAAUUAUGUGAUCAUUGUGGACACUGUCGAGCGGCUGCUCAGCCUCAUGAGUCGCUACGUGAGUCGAAUGCGCUCGUGGAAUCCGGGCGCCCGCUUCCUGGUGCUCUUCCACAAUCCCCAAGUGCACAAUCGACCCUUGCGCGUGGCCUCCCAGAUCUUCAGCGAGCUCAUGAGCAGCUUCUACGUGCACCGUGUGGCGCUGAUAUACGCCGACUCCGCGCUGGACUACAAUCUGCUGGUGAACGAUUACUACAGCAACGUGGACUGCCGCAUCCUCAGUGUGCAGAGCGUGGGCCAGUGCCACGACGGGCAGCUCUUCCCCAGCCCCACAGCCGUGCACGCUGCCAUGACGGACUACAUCUCGGGCUUCAGUCCCAAGAACUGCACCUUCUUCGUGUGCGCUUCGAUCUCGGCGCCAUUCGUGGAGGCUGACUGCAUUCUGGGCAUCGAGAUGAGGAUCUUGGGCUUCAUGCGCAGCCGUUUGCAGUUCACGAUCAACCAAACGUGCAGCUUGGAGUCACGCGGGGAAAUGGACAGCUCGGGCAACUGGAACGGUCUGCUGGGCAAGCUCACCGAUGGCGAGUGUGACUUUGUGAUGGGCGGCUACUAUCCGGACAACGAGGUGGCCGACUUCUUCUGGGGCUCCGACUGCUACCUGCAGGAUGCGCACACCUUCUACAUCAAGGUGGCCGAUCGCCGGCCCGCCUGGCAGGCCAUGGUCGGCAUCUUCGAGCCCAGCACCUGGAUUGGCUUCAUUGUGGUGCUGCUGAUCAGUUGGCUGUUCUGGUUCGUGCUGGUCAGCCUGCUGCCGGAGCCGGACUACUUCCAGCAAAUCAGUUUGACGGCCAUCAACGCGCUGGCGGUGUCCAUCUCGGUGGCCGUGCAGGAGCGACCCGUCUGCCAGUCCACGCGCCUCUUCUUCAUGGCCCUCACGCUGUACGGCCUGAACGUGGUGGCCACGUACUCGUCCAAGAUGAUAGCCACCUUCCAGGAUCCCGGCUAUCUGCACCAGCUGGACGCACUCACGGAGGUCAUGGCCGCCGGCAUACCCUUUGGCGGGCACGAGGAGAGUCGCGAUUGGUUCGAGAACGACGAAGACAUGUGGGUCUUCAAUUCGUACAACGUCUCGCCGGAGUUCAUACCCAAGACGGAAAACCUGCUGACCGUCAAGUGGGGCCAACGUUGCAUCCUCAGCAAUCGCAUGUACACGCUGCAGAGUGCCCUGGCCGACGACAUCUUCGCCUUUCCGCAGAAUGUCUUCACCAGUCCCGUGCAGAUGAUCAUGAAGGCGGGCUUCCCCUUUCUCUUCGAAAUGAACAGCAUCAUCCGCUCCAUGCGGGACGUGGGCAUAUUCCAGAAGAUCGACGCAGACUUCCGCUACAACAACACCUAUCUGAAUCGCAUUGCCAAGAUGCGGCCACUGUUUGCCGAGAAUGCCAUUGUCCUCACCACGGAGCACCUGAAGGGACCCUUUGGCAUUCUCGGCGUGGGUGUGCUCUGCUCCUCUGUGGCCUUCUUGGGUGAGUUAAUGAUUCGCUACUGGCCGUGCAGGCUGCAGGUUAAGCAGCAGCAGAGUGCCACUCGCACUCGCACUCGCAGGAAAAGGACGAAGGAGGCGGGAAAGCUGCGUAGGAGCCAGUGGGAGCGUCAAGUUCAAGUGGCUCCAGUCAUACGAUUUACGCCAGUCAAACGACGCAAAGUUCUCUAGAGAUUGGGGGAUUGGCUUUAG